Ahaetulla prasina is the source of this 1155-nucleotide messenger RNA. It is a transcript of the gene VMA12, whose product is annotated as transmembrane protein 199. The record is from RefSeq and is a predicted model, not a curated record. NCBI's taxonomy places the organism in Eukaryota, Metazoa, Chordata, Lepidosauria, Squamata, Colubridae. The transcript is spliced from 6 exons. Gene Ontology annotation, cellular component: endomembrane system. Gene Ontology annotation, biological process: vacuolar proton-transporting V-type ATPase complex assembly. The coding region runs from base 29 to 625 and encodes 198 amino acids.
GCCCCACCAGUCAUGUGACCGUCUCAAAAUGGCGUCGUCUCUCAAGCCUGGGCAGCCGCUGUGCCGGUUCUUAUCGAGCCCCGAGGCGAGCGGCGUUCCCGAAGCGCUGAGGGUGGAGUUGGCGGCGGCCCUGGCCGAGGGCGGCCUUCCUUUCGCGCUCCUCCGGAAGCUCCAGCGGGCCUUGCGGGAGGAAGCCGCCCCGGCCGCCGGUUCUCCGGUGUAUCUUCAUGAACUGUUGGAAGGCAGUGAAAUCUUUCUCCCUGAAGUGACAAAACCACCCAGGAACCCAGAAUUAGUGGCCAGGCUGGAGAAGAUCAAAGCUAAGUUGGCAAAUGAGGAAUACAAGCAGAUGACAAGGAACAUCAGCUGCCAGGAGCUGAACCAACCUGGCACCCUGGCUGAUCUCGGGAGGCAAGUCAGGUCAGCCAAAGCGGUGACCGUCACCCUCAUCAACUUCCUCGUCACGGUGGGAGCCACCUUCGCCUGCGCCUUCCUGGGCAGCCAGUACAUCUUCACCGAGACGGCAGCGCGGGUGAUCGCGGCUGUGAUCGCGGCCUCCGUGGUGGGCCUGGCAGAGCUGUACGUGAUGGUGCGGACCAUGGAAGGGGAGCUGGGGCAGCUCUAGGCCAGGGCUGGGCUCCCAGAAGCCGCUUCCUUUGGCUCCUCCGGCGCUCCUCACCCCAGGGAGGUGGCGUCCAGACCCCCGACCUUCCACAGAUCCCCGAGAGGCCGCUCAGGAGGAAGGAGCCCUCCGCCAAGCAUGGACAGAGAUGCCGCUCUGCCUUCCCCAGCCCUGCUUCUACGCCAGGCGGGCCCCUGUCCACCAUCUGCACACAGGGGUCUCCCCUCCCCACAGCCGCCUAGGGCUUUCUCCUCGGGUGCUGGAGCUGGAAGAGGGGGUGGGGGGGCAGAAAAGCCAUUUCCCAGCUUGGGGCUGCUGGUUCCAUCGAUUGUGAGCGGGAGGGAGUUCUCACAGAGCGGCCGUCCACGAGGGAGCCCCUGCUUGGCCUCUUUGGGGGACUUUUGGGGGGGCAAGGGCCUUGCCUGCUCAGCUGGGCAGGAUAUCCCCACAACUUUGUGCUCCGGCUACCAAAUUCUGGUGCCGUGUGAUGACACUGGAUCUUUGUGGUGUGCAAUAAAAAGUAACUCGCAAAA